Papaver somniferum (opium poppy) is the source of this 1312-nucleotide messenger RNA. Its product is annotated as RNA-binding protein CP29B, chloroplastic-like. The transcript is spliced from 4 exons. Gene Ontology annotation, cellular component: cytosol. Lineage: Eukaryota; Viridiplantae; Streptophyta; Magnoliopsida; Ranunculales; Papaveraceae. The record is from RefSeq and is a predicted model, not a curated record. Gene Ontology annotation, molecular function: mRNA binding. Bases 93 to 1097 code for a protein of 334 amino acids.
UUCCAUUUCAUUCCCUUUCUCUCUCAAUUUCUCAUCUUAUCCAUUUCCAAAUUAACGAAAAACCUUCUCUUCUCCGUCCAUCCAUCUCUUCAAUGGCAAAUACCGCUUCUGCUGCUGUUGCUGGAAGCUUAUUAAUUUUCAAAACAACCACCAGUACAACUAAAACUACGUCUUCUUUCCCUUUAUCUUCUUAUCCAUCCACCAAAAAUAGAACCAUUCUCAGCUCAUUAUCAUCACCAUGCCCUUCUUCUUCUCUGGUCCACAACCCUCAUGCUGCAAUUCUCUUCUCUUCCUCCUCCUCCUCCAUUAAUAACUCCGACAUUUUACCCAUUGCCAAUAAAUUUAGGAAUUUCAGAGUUUUGGCUUCAGAAGUCACCAGUACUGCUACUACCACCGAUGAAGAAGUAGGAGACCAGUCGGCUUCUGCUGAUGCUACUUCUACUUUAUCACAACUAGCUCAGGUGGAGGGAACUAUUGUUCAAAGACCUCCUUUUGAACUUUAUGUCUGCAAUCUCCCUAGAAGUGUUGGGGACUCUGAGCUUACUGAGAUGUUCAAGCCUUACGGACCCAUUGAAUCAAUUGAGGUUGCAAGGAAUCCUGAGACUGGGAUAAGUAAAGGUUGGAGUUACGUCGUCAUGAGUUCACUUGCAGAAGCUAAAGCUGCAAUUAUGGCUCUGGAUGGAUCGGAUGUUGAUGGUCGCGAAGUGAGAGUGAAAUUCUCAAAUGCCAUGGUUGUAAAAAGAGUUCUUGAGGCAGCUAAGAAGAAGAAGAAAAAGAAUGCUAGUACUGUUAUGAUCUUUGAGACCCCUCACAAGAUAUAUGUCGGGAAUCUAGCUUGGUCAGUGAAACCUGAAGAGCUGAAGAUUCAUUUUGGCGAGUUCGGAACUGUUGUUAGUACAAGGGUGUUAUACGACCGCAAGGCGGGAAAGAAUCGAGUUUAUGGGUUCCUUUCAUUCUCUACAGCUAGUGAAUUGGAGGCUGCAAUUGCGGGUGCCAAUGGAACUGAAUUUCAAGGUCGCAAAAUGACGGUGAGACAAGUCAUAAAGCCUAGCACGAGCACUGACUCCAGUGACUCUAGUGACUCCAGUGAGCCGUAAAUGAAUUGUGUAAAUUCUGAAGUUUUGUAACUUUAUGAAGUAUACUGACUUAAGGAGGCCUAAAUGUAAUCUCUUUUUGAUGAAUCUCAAAUCUAGCUAUACAAUUUGUGCAUUAGCUAGCUAUGAUCAAGUUCAGUACUGCAUAGCUUAAAGCAAAGUAGAAGAAGACAUUUUUGUUUGCCUUAACUUGGAAUAUACAUUCUUUUAACUCUUAA